Molecule: messenger RNA, 3324 nt
Organism: Schistosoma rodhaini
Lineage: Eukaryota; Metazoa; Platyhelminthes; Trematoda; Strigeidida; Schistosomatidae
Source: the annotation of a GenBank genome assembly
AUGUUGCACCUGAGGAUUGUGGCUAUUUCGGUAUUUUUAUUUUUAACUGCUACCAGACAGGAUGAUGACAUUGGUUACUUCUGGCAUUUAAGUGAUAUUCAUUGUGAUUUAAAAUAUGUAAAUAAAUCAUGUAAUCUUCCAUAUGGUAAUUAUUCUUGUGAUUCUUCACUCAAACUUGCUUUAAAUGCAAUCAAUUCAACUAGAAUGUUAUUUGCUAAAACACCGGAUUUUGUUAUUUGGAGCGGUGAUAAUGGACCACAUGAUGACAGUUUGACAUCCGAUCAACUUUUGGAUGGUAUCCGGUUAAUAAGUAAAGCGUUGAAACAAUCAUUUCCAGUGGAUGAAGUUUAUAUUCUACCUGUAUUAGGUAAUCAUGAUGUUGUGCCUGCAAAUACUAUGGAAAUUACACCACAAAGUCGCUCACGUUUUGACUGGUGUCAUAAACUUGGUAAUGAUAAAGAUUUAUGGGGUGAAUGGAUUAAUCAUCGACAAAAGAAACAUUCAUCAUCAUCAUCACGUUCUUCUUUCUCUUCCUUCACAUCAGAAAAUUCGUCCGACUUUCCAAUGUCUAAUUUCUCACAAACUUGUUUCUUCUCACAUUAUCUUGUAUAUAAUACGGAUUCAUAUAAUUAUCAACCUAAUUUAAUUCUAAUUAGUUUAAAUGGUCUAAUCUGGUAUCAAGGUAAUCUAUUAGCUGGUACUAAUGAUCCAGAUCCAUUGGGUCAAUUUAAUUGGCUUAGACAAACAUUUCAAUGGGCAAGAAAACGAAAGGAUAAAGUUUUACUUGUUAGUCAUUUCCCUCCGGGUGCUUCAGAAAAUUCUCCACAAUGGUAUCAAUUUCUUCAUCCACAAAUGAAUGAUCAAUUAGUGAAUAUAUUAAUUGAAAAUGCAGAUUUAUUAAUGACUGGAUUAUUUGCCCAUGAACAUGUUGAUAGUUUUCGAUUGUUAGUUUCUAAAUCAAAUAUACCGGUGGCAUCUUUAUUUCUUAUGCCUUCUAUAUCUCCAUUAAUGUUGCAUGGUUUGGGUGAUUUUAAUCCACGUAUACGUUUAUAUAGAUUUCAACGUUCAACAAUGACUCUAUUAGGUUAUUCCCAAUAUUAUUUUAAUUUACAAAAUCAAUCAUUCAAUGAUAUGGAUCCAUUGAAUCAUUGGCAAUUAGAAUAUGAUACCAUGACAACUUAUCAUUUACCGGAUUUAUCACCAAAUUCAUUACAUCUAUUAUGGAAUAACUUUUUAAAAGAAGAUAAUGGUUAUUGGACAAAUUAUUGGAAUUAUGAAUUAGGUGGUAGACCUCAUGCUUUAAAACCAAAUUAUCUUACAGUAGAUGGUUUAUGUCCUUUAGCAAAAUCCCAAUGUCGAUGUGAUCAUUUAUGUGCUAUGCGUUUUCUGAUCUUAUCAGAUUUGAAUAAAUGUCUUCAAUUAUGUAAAGAUAUAAAGUAUAUUCAAGUGAAUGAUGGUCAUGGUCUUCAACAUCCAAUGUUUACUCCUAUUCAUAACAAUAAAAGUAGUAUAUCAUUGAAUGAUUCAAUAAUGAAUGAGUCAAGCAAUGUAAAUUCUAAUGAACGUAGUAGUUUACCAUAUAUCAUUGGUGUAAUUGUUGCAUUUUUAGUUGUAUUAGUUGGUAUUGUUUUAAUUGUUAAUCGUGAAGUAUGUCAUCGACAUCGUGUUGUUUAUCAUCAGCAUACAUCAUCAUUAUUAGCUAAUGUUAUUGGUAUGAAUAGAACUAAUCCUGGCGGCGGUGGUUUUGGUGGUGGUGGUUGUGGAAAUGGUGCAUUACCUAUUUCUUCAUUUCUUUAUGGAUCUCGUUCAAUGAUUAAAGGUAAUAAUCAUUGUACUGGUGGUUCAUGUAUUGAAUUACGUACAGCUUUUCAUCCAUCUUAUGAUGAUUUCUAUCCGGAAUAUUUUAAUAAAUCUGUUACAUCUUUAAAUGCAAUUACAUUAUCCAACAAUAUGACUACUAAUACUACUGAUCAUAAAGAAUCAGAUCGAAUGAUGAACGGAGUUGUGGUGAGUUCGUUUGCUCCAUUAGAACAUAAUAACAUAACAACUCUAUCACCAUCUUAUAUGAUUUCCUAUUAUGAUAAUCCUAGUGAUCAUAGUAGCAGUAACAGUAAUAAUAAUAAUAAUAACCCAAUUAUAAAACAAAAUUAUAUUGGUAAACGAUAUUCUCUACCGAAUUAUGCUUAUUUAAAAAAAUAUCUAUCUAGUUAUAUUAAUCCAACUGGUCGUAUGGUAUAUGUAGUAAAUCAACUGUUUGAUCGUUGUGGGCAUACUACUACUAGUCGAGUAAGCCAUAUUCAGAAUAAUGAUACUAUUACUAAUAAUAAUAAUAACAAUGCCAACACUACUCAUACUAACCUUAGUCAUUGUAAUGAUCCUCAACAAUAUCUGUUCAAUAAGACUUCAUCAACAGAUGAUAAAAGUUAUACAACAUCUGAACGAUCAUCCAAUUGUCAUCAUCAUCACCAACAUCAUCAUAAAGAGGAUCUUCAAAACAAUAAUAGUUGCUUACCUGAAGAUUAUUAUGCUGAUGAUGAAGCAUUCGGUGAUGAAGAUUAUAAUGAUCUACAUCAUAAUGAUACAUUUGUUCAUAGUGGUAAGAAAGAUUUAUCAAUCUCAUCACAAAUUGGUUAUCAUCAAUUUACUACUGAUAAAAAGUUGAAAUUAAAUCAAAUGAAGAAACAAUUGAAUUCUAAUCGUACUCACCAUCGUCAUCAUCAUCAUCAUCAUAAUGAUCCUUGUAGAAGUGGUGCAACUGAUGAUGAUAGAGAUUCAAUGAAUGAUCUUAUGUUUCAUUAUGAUCAAGAAUCACAACUUCUUAAUCAUUGUCAUAUGAACAACACUAAAGAGAAUCCUAAUGUUGGAAAUCAUAGAAAAAAACAUCAUACUACUAAUCAUUUAAGUAGUAUAUUAACAUCUUCACUUAUAUGUUUACCAAAUGAAUUCAAUAAUCAUAUAAAGAAUAAAAAUGGAAUAAUUCAACAACAACAACAACAACAAUCAUAUUCAACUUAUACAUCACCAUUUAAAUAUCGAACACAGUUACCAACCUCAACACCACCAACCCCUUCGUUGAUAACAGGAUCAUCAAAAAAUCAUGAUCAAUCGGAUUUGGAUCAACAUCUACUUAUGUCAUUUUCAUUACCAAAUCAAACUCAUCAAAUAACAUCAUCAUCUAAAUUGAAUAACAAUAAUGUACAACAAUGUAAUUCAAUUAAUAAUAAGACUAACCCUAACUCUUAUCAUCCUAAUCAUCCUUUAACAACAAGAAAUAGAUCGAUUAUAAAAAUGCCUAAAUGUGAUUAUGUUCGAAUGUCAAGUUGA